GUGUGUGUGUGUGUGUGUGUGUGUUCACCUUGUCUGGGUGUGUCCCUCUAAAAGCAGCAGGUACUGUCGCACUCUGGUCUCUGUCUCUGCUGGAAACACUUGAACCGUACAGGAUGGAUCUGUUCGCCUUUAAGACGCUUCUGUUUCUGCUCUCUUUUAUUGGAUGCUGUGCUGGGACUGACAUCCUACCGACUGGUCCCGUGGACGCGAUUUUGGGGAGAAAUGUGACUCUAAAGACCCUGCUUGACAAACCAGAGUUCUCCUUUCUGGUCUGGAAUUUCAACGGCGGGACUGAGGCAGUUAAUGUUGUCACCGUGACUAAAACUGCGCUGAAAGUGAACCCAGAUUACCAGGGAAGAGUGUCGGUUAACCGGACCAACGGAUACCUGACCCUGGCGUCCCUGAAGGCGGAUGAUAGUGGAGAUUAUAGCCUCACCUUGACAACAGAAACGGCUGAUACUACAACCGGAGAGAUAAAGCUCAGAGUUCUGGAGCCAGUGUCUGGUGUGGUCAUCAAGUCCAGCGUGCCAGAGGCAAUCGAGAAGAAAGACACCGUGGUUCUGACCUGCUCCGCCAAAGGCUCCUUCCUCAAGUUCACCUGGCUCAACGGUACCACGCCCAUCGUGGUCGACGGCAAUCGGCUGUCAGUGGAAGGGAAGGAGCUGUCCAGUGCGCUGACCAUCAGAAAUGUUUACAGGACAGACCUGGUUGGUCCCAUCUACUGCAGAGUGGCAAACAACCUGGAGACGGAGAACAGCGCCCCCUUCAACCUCACCGUCUACUACGGACCAGAGGCUGUCACCAUCACUCCUUCGAAGACUCCCCUGGUCCUCAAAUCCGGCACCAACUUCAGCCUGACCUGUUCGGCCGUCUCCAGCCCACCCGCCACAUUCACCUGGUACCACAACAAUACGAUUAUGGAGAUCGGAGGUCCCCUACUGACUCUGGAAAAGAUCAAAGAACAUGGAUUGGGGGACAAAGAGGAACCCUACAUGUGCAAGGCUGAAAACACCAAAACCAAAGGCACUGUCGCUUCUUCUGCUGUUUCCAUUCGUGUGAUGGAGGGCAUCUCAGGUGUUACAGUCACCGGUCCGAAGGCUGUCCUUAUCGCUGACAACAGCACGGCCAACAUCAGCUGCCAGGCAGCAGCUGGCGUAGUGGAGAAGAGGUCCUGGAUGAAAGACGGCAAGCCUCUAGCUGCCAGUGCCCGUGUGGUGUUUUCCAGUGACCAGAGCUCCGUGAUGAUCAACCCGGUGCAGAAAGAGGACAACGGAGAGUACAAGUGUGAGCUCAGCAACCACGUCAGCACGGCCCAAAACUCCUACAAGAUGGUGGUCAACUACGGUCCCGAAGCAGCGAUGGUGAAGGGUGAAGAGAAGGUCGAAGUGAAUGAAGAAGUGACGCUCACAUGCUCUGCCGUCUCCGUCCCUCCCGCCAACUUCACCUGGAAGUUCAACGGAACAGCGACCAAUGUCAAAGGGCCCACGUAUGUCAUCCCAGGGGCUGCUUACAAAAACAGCGGAACGUACACAUGCGAGGCGAACAACGUUGUCACCGGCAAGACCACCAUGCACACCCACACGCUGUCCGUCAAUGCAGAGGGAACAUUGGACGGUCUCUCAGACGGAGCCAUCGCUGGAAUCGUCAUCGCCGUCCUCGUCGCUCUCGGUGCCGCCAUCGGCUUAAUCAUCUACUGCAGGCAGAAAGUACCAUGCAAAAAUGAAGACAUAGAUUUAAGGGUCGAGUCACCGUACUAAAGAAGUUCCUGCAUGCUGCUGCAAUUGCCGGCCCAAACAUCCAACCAUUUUGUUUCCCAUGAUCCAUCUGUGCAGCCAGGAGGAGCAUCCAGUUGGAUCCAGCUGGUUUCCUGUGAAGCCUGAACCAGCUUCCCCAUCAUCCCUCUCUCUCUCUCUCUCUCUCUCUCUCUCUCUCUCUCUGGCUGACGAGGACAACUUGAUUCAACCCAAACAUCGGAUUCUAUCAGUUUGGAUUAUUAGCUGGAAUCUUCUCAUCUUUUUACGUUUUCUUGAGCUUUUUUCACCUUCCAACCGCCACCGGUUCAUCACCUCCCUCUCCUCUUCCACCGGCUGUCAACAAACGCCACCUUUCACAUUUGGUCUUUUUGGCUUUGCCGCUUCCUUCGGGAAACUAAACACACCAAGAAACUCUGUGCGAUCAGAGACGUUCCUGGACUGAGGCGGACGGACUGGCGGUUACGAUGAGUGAGACUCUUUAUCCGGCUGGAAACCUGAGGAGGAAACACACACACUCACACACACACACACACACACACACUGUGAUGCUUGGCUGAGGCCACACACGUCGACAUUCAGGACUCUGGGUAAAAAUAAUAUCUGUGGUUUGAUUUAUCUCACCUUCUGUGCCAGGUGGGUGGAGACGGGGUGGGUGGGGGUUUUCUCUGUACCUGACGGCGUUAUCGGAGGACAGUUUGAGCCAAAAUACCUCAGUUUCUCCGGUGCUCACAAUUUGUUAGAAACACGUUGAGUUUCCUCUCCCGUCCAGCUGCUUUCCCGCACUGAGCUUCAAUCUUAAACCAUCUUAACCAAAACAGGAUUAAUUAAAGGUUUUUAAUGAGUUAUUUUUACCAUUAUUUUGUAUCACUGCCCUUUUUAAAGUGCCAGAUUGUGGCAUCAUUAAGUACAAUGCAAAGCAAGAUGUCCUAAUAUAAGGAUAACAACAGAAAUAAUAAACUAUAAUAAUAAUUUUAUUUAUAUAGGGCCAAAAGAAAGUGCAAAGUUACAAAGUGCUAUAUAAAAUAAGAUUAAAACAAAAAUAAUGUAUUUUAUUUAUGAUAAAUAGAUUUUAAAGUUAGUAAAACUUUAAAGCAGGGUCCCAAUUAGAGGCAGGUCUCCUUUACUAGCCUGGUCUGGAUUUUAAAGUUCUUUCAAUGAAUAAAACCUCUUAAAUCCCACCAAGUCGCCCAGAGCUCUACACAAAUAUUCAUUUUAGGGAAACUAUGAGCACAAAGUAUAAUUAAUUCAGAUUUAUCCGAGGUAUCUGUAACUGUGCUCUAAGAAACUUUUUUAUUAGUUUCAUCCACUAGAAACCAGUUUAUUUUGUGUAAGUUUAUUUUCCAACUGUAUAAUAUCAGCUCAGUACGAAUCAACAUCACUGUUCUUUCCAAAAGGAGUAUUAAAAAAGUAUAUUUUUAUCAGUUUCCAUCAGGCUGUAAUAUCUGAGAUACACACAACUCUCUCCUUCCGUAACCUUUGCUGUGAUCCUGAUUUCUUCCCGCCGUUUUCCUCUGCGGUUUCUUUACGGUCCAGGAUCCUCUUCAGCGUUUGUUUCUGUACAAAUGCAUUAGAGUAGAAAGAGGCGGAGGUCAGAUGUUUAAGGCGGCACGGACAAGAUUCAACACGCGGAGGGAAGACAGAAAAAAAAGAGCGGGAAGGUGUUUGUUGGCGGCGACUUACUUUGAGUUUUGGAGGGAAAGUUUGGUGAGCUUCAGGGCGUUGCUACUGAGUCUUUUUAAACCACAAUUGAAUAGAAGUUGUUUUAAACUAAAUUAUAGUUUUCACGGGUUAAUAACACGCCAGAUUUUCAUCUGGAAACAAAACCGCUUUUUGUAUUUUUUGAAGUUCAGAUGUCUUUUCUGGGUGUUUUUUGCCGUCAAACAUCAGAUCAUUACUUCAGUUUGAGCUGAUUCUGUUUGUGAUCUCAGACUCCAACAUGCACUGAUCUCCAGUGAGAAAAGUAUUUAUUUUGUUUAGAAAAAAAAAAGCCUUGAUAGCUGGAACUGAAGAUCAUAGCCGGUCUGCAGGUCACACAUUAAAAAUCUCAUUAACUUGUUGUUGUGUUUUUUCACUUUGUGCGUUUUCACCCUGAACUCAGCGGUUGAAGUCAAACAACAUGUCGUUUUCAACACGUUUCUGUCUCCAGUUUGAGACACAAACAGCUCCGAAUGUAUCCAUAACAACACACAGUGUCCUCAACGAGACGCAUGUUCGAAACCGACUCAAACAGCCUGAAAGAGAAACUGCCCUCAUUGUAAAUAAUAGAAACAAACACACUGUAAACAUUUGUUUUGUGAGGGUAUGUGGGGUUUUUAUUGCUUAUCUAAUUUUUGUUUGUUUUGUUGAUGUUUACAGAAACUCUUCCUUCUCCUGUAAAAUAAAAAAAGAUAAAAGAAAUCAAAUCCAUGUCCAAUUUAACAUCCUUGUAAAGCCAUAAAAGUUGUGGAAAUAUUUUCCUAA
Messenger RNA from Dicentrarchus labrax (European seabass), 4214 nucleotides. RefSeq names its product carcinoembryonic antigen-related cell adhesion molecule 5. The record is from RefSeq and is a predicted model, not a curated record. The coding region runs from base 114 to 1757 and encodes 547 amino acids. The transcript has 11 exons. Lineage: Eukaryota; Metazoa; Chordata; Actinopteri; Moronidae.